Pristis pectinata (smalltooth sawfish) is the source of this 7616-nucleotide messenger RNA. Its product is annotated as G protein-coupled receptor kinase 5-like. Bases 340 to 2121 code for a protein of 593 amino acids. The transcript has 16 exons. Gene Ontology annotation, cellular component: cytoplasm. The record is from RefSeq and is a predicted model, not a curated record. NCBI's taxonomy places the organism in Eukaryota, Metazoa, Chordata, Chondrichthyes, Rhinopristiformes, Pristidae. Gene Ontology annotation, biological process: signal transduction; protein phosphorylation; regulation of signal transduction. Gene Ontology annotation, molecular function: G protein-coupled receptor kinase activity; ATP binding.
GGCGGGCGCUGCUCCGCCUCCGCUGUGGAGCGCGCUGGCGCCUUUGGAACGCGGUGUAUCGAGAGCUGAAGGGGGGGAUUCCAAUUGGAACGCGGCGCUGUCAGCGGCGGAUACAUUGUAUCCGGAGAGGGGAAUCCCCGGAGCUCUGGGCAGCCAGCGAGAGACGAGGCUGCGUCUGCCUCCACAGUCAGCCCGCUCCUCCUAGAAACCCGGGGGUGCAUUCGGGCACGGGUUUCAGAUACCCCACCCCUCACCACCAGCAACACCCCACGCCCCCCCCCACCUCCUCCCCCGCAAGUCCGUGACCCGAGCGGAAGCCGCCGCUUCGCUCCCACCUCCAUGGAGUUGGAGAACAUCGUAGCCAACACGGUGCUGCUAAAAGCGAGGGAAGGUGGGGGAGGGAAACGGAAAGGCAGGAGCAAGAAGUGGAAAGAAAUCCUUCGGUUUCCUCAAAUCAGUCAAUGUGAAGAUCUCCGAAAAACUUUAGAGCGAGACUACUAUAGCUUGUGUAACAAGCAGCCGAUCGGGAGAGAGCUUUUCCGACAGUUCUGUGAGACGAAGCCGGAGCUGAAGAGGUGCAUCAAGUUCCUUGACACAGUGGCAGAUUAUGAAGUGACACCAGAUGAGAAGAGGAAGGAAAAGGCUGAAGAGGUCAUUCGGAGAUUUCUUACUGAGGAGUCUCCGGAAUACAUGCCUGAAAUUAGCAAGUCCCACAUCAAGCAGUGCAUCAAAAACUUCGAAAAGGGCCCGUGCAAAGAGAUCUUCAGCGAAUGCUUAAAGGGCCCUCAUCAAUACCUCAGUGGAGAUCCGUUCACGAAUUACCAAGAAAGUAUGUACUUUGAUCGAUUUCUGCAGUGGAAAUGGUUGGAGAGACAACCCAUCACCAAAGACACUUUCAGACAAUACAGGGUUCUGGGCAAAGGAGGCUUUGGAGAGGUCUGUGCCUGUCAAGUGAGAGCUACUGGAAAAAUGUAUGCUUGUAAGAAACUGGAGAAGAAAAGAAUCAAAAAGAGGAAAGGAGAGACAAUGGCACUGAAUGAAAAGCAAAUAUUAGAAAAAGUAAAUAGCAAAUUUGUAGUCAGCCUAGCAUAUGCAUAUGAAACUAAAGAUGCACUGUGUUUAGUUCUAACCAUUAUGAAUGGAGGGGAUUUGAAGUUCCACAUUUACAGCAUGGGUAACCCGGGCUUUGAAGAAGAAAGGGUUAUAUUUUACGCUGCUGAAAUCUGCUGUGGCCUGGAUCAUCUCCACCGGGAAGGUAUUGCGUAUCGGGAUCUGAAGCCAGAGAACAUCCUGCUCGACGACAAUGGACACAUUCGAUUAUCAGACUUGGGACUGGCAGUGACAAUACCAGAAGGAGAGAAGAUCCGUGGGCGAGUGGGCACCGUCGGGUAUAUGGCUCCCGAGGUGAUAAACAACGAGCAGUACACAAUGAGCCCCGACUGGUGGGGGCUGGGAUGUCUGAUCUACGAGAUGACAGCCGGACAUUCACCGUUCCGCGCUCGGAAGGAGAGGGUGAAGCGAGAAGAGGUGGAGAAGCGGGUUCAACAACAGGAGGAGGAAUACUGCGAUAAAUUCACCGAGGACGCCAAGCACAUUUGUAGGAUGUUAUUGACCAAAGAUCCAAAGCAGCGACUCGGUUGCAAAGCUGAGGGAGCCAAUGAAGUGAAGGAACAUCCAUUCUUCAAAGGCAUAAACUUCAAGCGGCUGGAGGCUGGCAUGUUGGAGCCUUCUUUUAUUCCAGAUCCUCGAGCUGUCUACUGCAAGGAUGUGCUGGACAUUGAACAGUUUUCUACGGUGAAGGGGGUGUACCUGGACCAAACCGACAAUGACUUCUAUGUGAAAUUUGCCACAGGCAGCGUUCCGAUCCCUUGGCAAAACGAGAUGAUCGAGACUGAAUGCUUCAAGGAGCUGAAUGUAUUUGGACCAAAUGGAACCAGAUCUCCAGACCUGGAUUGGAACCUGCUUCCAGAGCCGCCCAAACGGAGUCUGCUUGACCGGCUUUUCCGACGACAUGCGCACGAUUACACCUUCAGUACAACCAACGCAAAUUCCGGCCUCACGCCUCACGCAACCUCGAACAACACCGCGUCCAACACCGCCCAGACCCCUACAGUCGCCUGACGUCAUCCGGAAAUUAGGCCCAGUUUGGGACAGUUGCCUCCUCGUUGUCAUCUCAGGUUUAACUUGGAUGUAAAGAAAAUAAUGGCAUUUUUACGUUGGUAGCGCAGUGAGAAUUGAAACAGUGCUGCUGUGUGUAAAUAGAAAGUGUAGUCUGAGGGCAGGACAAAGAAGACGUGUUUCACACAAGGUCCAGCCAUGUUAUGUCAACUUGAUGAGCGCACACUUGAUGAUAAGGGGUGUGAAUGUGAUUCCUUCAGCAUCUACUUGUACGGUCCCUUACUCGCCCUGGAUUGUUUGUCCAUUUCUGUUUGGAUUGUCAGGCUGGAAAUUCAUUUGUAAUAUGUCCAGAACUACAGGACUCCCAAGGCAGGAUUUGAACCCUAAGAGUGGAAAAAGAAUUGGUGUUGUGUGGAGGUUUGUCACAUGCCCUUGAAUCCAGUGACAUCCAGUGGCAGGAAGUCUGAAUUGCAGUCUUCCCAUUGAGUUGGGACCUCACACGUAUCGUGGAUGGUGUGAACGUUAAUGAAUCAAUAUUGCUUCCUUCUCCAUUGGGCUCAACAGUGAAAGAGUCGCAGUGUCCUGUCUUGAAUGAUGUUGAACCUUAAAGGUAAAUCCACAAGACCUGGCAUUAGCCUGGGAAGUUGCCUCUGAGCUGAUAGUCCGAUGGUUCACUUGUCAGGAGGUGGCUGUCUUUAUGUGGCUUAGAAGCAAUAUUGUCCUUUAGGGUGCUCCCACAGCCAGCGAGAGCAAAGGGUGCGGCCCAGUCAAGGUCAAAGAGUAAGGCAACAUGUCAAAAGCCGUGGAUUCGUAGGAGACUCAGCAUGUUAAACAUUAAUGGUGCUGUCCACAUUCGGACCAUUUGAACCCCUCUCACUGGAGUUCAACGAUCCUUUACUUUAGGGUAAAGGGAAGCCCUUCUUCCAACAUUCCACCCUUAACCAUGCAGGUGGGAUCUUGCUGUGCCCAAAACGGCUGCCGCCACUGGCUUUAAAAAUCAAGGCAGGUCACUGUGUCAUUGUUGUCCAUGGAAGGUGGAGAUGGUUCUGACAGAAGGUAGUGUAAGGGUUUCCCCUCCUGAGUGUGUGGGUUUGAGCUCCACUGCACAGAGCCUGUAGCAGAAGAAGGCAGGCCCCACCGUUUUCAGUUGUGGAGCUGAGGUGAGUCAUGGCUGGUUGGGAGUAAGAUCUUCAGCCCAUCCUGAGCUGUUCAAAGACAGGUCCUUCUCAUUAAAACGGGAAGGAUCUUCUUGUUGAGCCCUUUUACCGGCUCAUUGUCAUGGCCACUCCAACUGGCUCCUUGUCUCUCCGCCAUCUUGGGUCUCUGUGCUAGUGCAACGAGCAAUCCGCUGGAGGAACUCAGCGGGUCGAGCAGCGUCGGUGGGAGGAAAGGAAUUGUCAACGUUUGGGGUCAAAAUCCUGCAUCAAGUGCCGACAAUUCCUCCACCACCCACCCCCUCCCCCACAGAUGCUGCUUGACCUGCUGAGUUCCUCCAGCAGAUUGCUUGUUGCUCCAGAUUCCAGCGUCUGCGGUCUCUGGUGUGUCCUGUGUCCUAGUGCUUUCUAUGACAUCUUAUUUUGUGCAACUUGACUGCCGUUGCAUUGGUGACUGCUCUUCAACAGGACGUUGUCAUUCCCCUGGCACUUUGGGAUGUCAGAAGGUCAGUGCUCUGGGCAUUCCCUGCCUUUGACCACCGGGAGACCGUGAACAGAUUCUGCGUACCCGCAGUUCCCCUCCUCCAGGGCCGUGCACGGAGAGUCCACGCUGGCUCUGCGCGUGUACCCUGGUUGGAAACCAGAGCCUUGAAGGGCUAAGGGUCAGCGAGACGCUAACAUACCCAGGUACGGUGCGGACGCUUAUGUUUCUGAACUACCUGGGUUCUUGGGGUCAAUGGACAGGCACGCAUCUGCGUCUGGAAUAGAGACUAGGUCUUUGGACCACUCGUGGGGAUAGGGUGAAUGAACCUCCUUGGCUGGAAGGAAACCAUCGCUGUCCGAGUCACACCAGUGGGGCUGACCACAAAGGAAGGCCAAUGGAGUUGAGGGAUUGGCAGUGCCCUGCUGUCCUGUGGCCAAUGGAGAGCAGCAAGGUUCAGGAACAGAGAGGGGAGAAAGGGAGGACUUUUCCUGGUGUCUGACAGAUGAAUUGAUCCUUCCCAUUUCCCAGUGGCUACUGUGACAGCCAGACACCAGAGCAGGUCAUUAUGGAGUUACUGCACCCCCUGCUGGCGACUCAGGGACUCUCAACCCACUGCUGUGCCUCCUCUCGGUUGGAGAAUGGGCUUGGAAUACAAAGACUAGUUGUCUUGUAUUCUGAAUUUAGUAAAUAAUUUUUUUGUUCUGCCAAAGUAAUAUGUGUAAAUUGCUCAAUCUGUUGCACCAGUUUACAUGUUUGUACAUUUGUAUCGAGCGUAUAUCAGGAUGUAUAUGUUCGUCUGUGAAAGAGCUUAAGCCAUGUGUUAGCAGUUUUUAAAUGUCAGGGACUCAUUCAGGAUUGAAGCAGUGAAAAAAGUUGCAUCUUCCUCAACAUUGGAACAAAUUGCUUGAGGAGCCAAAGCAAUUCGAUAUACCCACGUUAGAUGUUUAUAGUUCCCUUUAUUAUGUUAUUUAAAAUUAAUAAUGCUGGGGGAAUUUUUGACUUUGGCUUCCAAGUUGGCUUGGUGAACAUUGUGAAGCAGUGGUUUCACGUGCAGGGCUGGACAGUCAUCAUUCAGAGGCAGAUGUGCCCUGAGGGAUGGUGGUCAAGCAGUUGUCUGCAGCUGCCCAAGGCAAGACUGGGAUGUCCACAUGAGAAAGGGUUUGUUUUAAGAAUGAACUGAGGCAUUUCAGAUUAUCCGCAUUUCAUCCCUUGACAUCCUUCGUAUCUAGAACAUGAUUUUACUGAGGGAAAACUGGUGCUAAUUUAUAUAAUCUAGAGCAGUUCAGCACAAUUCUAGCACUGACCAGUUCCCAAUUAUUAGUCAUAGAAAAAUGAGACUUGGAAAUAUUAACUAUACCGUGCAAACAAGAAGUCAGAAAUAAGAUAGAGGGCUGUUGGAUAUGGGACUGAUCUCUGUGCAGGGCUCUUCAGUAAGCACCUCACAAUUUAUAAUUGGUGUAAUUAAGGUUAGCUUAGGUCUGUUCUUUAGCAUUGACCUGUACACAGCCCAUGCAGAAGCUCUCAAUCUUUCGUACAAGACAGCAACACCACCAGGGUGUAUCUGAUCCUCAUCCUGCAAAACGAUGCUGGAGGAACUCAGGGGGUCAGGCAGCAUCUGUAGGGGCAAAUGGGCGAAAGGACUCUGUGCUGGCAUGACUCACUAAGCUACUUUUUUAAAAUUGCACCAAAUAAAGACAUUUUGGCCAGAGAUGGCAAUUUAGCUGUGAAAGAACAGCAUUCUGCAAAUCCUUUGGCAAAAAUUCCCUGCAGUGUUGAAAAGAUUCAAGAUCAUUUUCCAGCUUCCAGUCAGCACUUCCUGGGCAAGCUGCUGGGAGCAUGCAAAGAAUCCGAGAUUUGAAAAUCCCACAGUCGUCAAUCCAGCAGAUAUAAAUUACGUUUAAUUGUGCAAAAAGGUGAAAUAAAGAUUAGAACAUACAUAUGGGAUUAAAAGAGCGACUUACAUUGCAAAACACAAAAUAAAAUCUUUAUUUUUUUUUCUUAAAUUUGCAACAUUCUAGUUUUUCUUUAGGACUGAGAAUCAUUACUCAGGGCCAGAAAAGUGCUUCAGCAGUAAAUAACUGUGCAUGUUGUUGGAACAAUUAGUUGCUCCUGAUUAGUGCUGACUGAGAAUAAUAGAUAAAUAGUUAAAAGUUCAGACCAAUUCAAUGAUUCUGUGUUGAUCUCGACGGGAAAGACCCCGAUAGCAGGCAUGGAAGAUGAGGGUAUUCGUGCUGCUGUUGAACGGCCUGAUGUUGCUGUCAGUUCUGCGAGUAACAAAGGUGAGUGCUGACAGCUGUUGUUCUCCUCUCCUUCCCUCAAUAACCAUACAGUGUAAAAGUCUAAAACACAUUCAAUGAAAUCUCUACACACACAGAGUCGAUCCAGGACCCGGCCAGUGACAACAUGUCCGACAGAAUCAAACAUGUUAGACAAAUCUACAGAAACAACCACGAUGUCCUUAAUAUUUCUUUUGGCUCCCAAUAACAAAUUAAUAAGAAAUCCUAUAUUUUAAUUGCAAUCAGGGCUUACAAUAAUAAAAUGUUUCUGAAGAUCAUUAAUAUAAAUAAUGUCCAUCAAUCCUCUAGCCAAAAUUUUAGUAAAAGUUCUUCGAAUAAUCAACCCAACAGUAAUUGGCUGCCAGUUAUCUGGACAUAAGGGACUGCAGAUGCUGGAAAUCUGGAGCAACACACAAGAUGCUGGAGGAACCUGGGGGUCAGGCAGCAUCUGUGGGGGGAAUGGACAGUCGACGUUUCGGGUCGAGACCCUUCUUGGCCUGGACUCAGUCUUGACCUGAAGCGUCGACUGUCCAUUUCCCUCCAUAGAUGCUGCCUGACCUGCUGAGUUCCUCCAGCAUCUUGUCAGUUAUCUAGAUGAUUUAAUUUAAUCAGUUUGUUGAUUUUGGGAAUAAGGACACUGUGGCUGUUUUUGAGACUUUGAGGAAUCUUCCUUUGCUUAAUUAACAAAGUAAAAAUACUUGUUUGAUUCUGGCCCCUGGUGGUGGUUCCUUUUUGUUGCAGUUUGGGGAGGAGGUAUUGGAGGUCGAUCCCAAAAGCUCAAAGCACAGGUGGGACAAUGAACCAGCUCAAAGAUGAGUCGAUCUCCUCCACAAAAGCUUGGGGACACUUCGAUGCCGUUAACACCAGGCCCGUGACUAGUUUGCACACCUGACCUCUGCAGUUUCCCACCAGCAAGGCGAGCUGUGCCUUCAGUUGGUUCCAAGUUGUCAAUUGACCAGAAUCAGAGGGAACACAAAACAAAAUGGUUACGCUUCACCUCGAGAGUCUGCUGGAGGUUCUUGCCUGAUAUCUAGUGUUCCAUGUUCAAAGACUCUUUGGUUCAUGGUGCAAUGAUUUGGAGUUUUUAUUUUAUUUGCUGACCUGUGUAUUGUAAAAUGGCGAAGUCCAGUUUUCUUACUCAGUGUACCUGCACCCUUCCCACUUUCCAAUCCUUCCUAUGAGAUUUGCAAGACCAAUGUCAUUGGAAUGGCCAAAAUGUGUCCAGUUGCUAACCACACAGUCUCGCCUCCGUUCCCGAUCUAUAUCACGUAACAUCAAGUCCACCAGUAAGAGCAAUGGUACUGAAACCAUGUUAUCUAAAAGAAUUGAAUAAAACUGAGUUGUGAUGGGGUAUUACAGUCUCACUGUAAAGGCUAUAAUAUGGCCUCUUUUAAAGUGUCUAGAGAAUGUAUCAGAGGAAUGUGUUCUUUUUAAUAUUGCAUUCAGUGCAAGUUUGAUCUUGUACAAUAUAGUGACUGUACAUACGUUGUAUCGAUGAAUGCCGUUCUCUUUGUGGAAUAUUCACAGGUGCCCAUUUCAUUGGGAUCCUAUAAUGUUGCAACUAUUAAAAGCCUCAAAAGUCAA